Molecule: messenger RNA, 2622 nt
Organism: Mycosarcoma maydis (corn smut)
Lineage: Eukaryota; Fungi; Basidiomycota; Ustilaginomycetes; Ustilaginales
Exons: 1
Coding region: 1-2622 (873 amino acids)
Biological process (GO): protein phosphorylation; intracellular signal transduction
Molecular function (GO): protein serine/threonine kinase activity; ATP binding
Source: RefSeq, a predicted model, not a curated record
AUGCUUUCCUCAAAGCCCAUGGAUCCCAUCAUCCAACAUUCCACUCAGCCCGACCAAGUUCGCAACGGACCUGACUUGGUUCAUCUUGAUACCAAAACUAAUCAGAUGACGCUCCGCGAGGACUCGACCGCUCCAGGCUACCGUGCCGUUCAUAGCCAAGCAGUCAACGAGUCAGCUUCCGUCUCUUCCUCUGACAAACCCACACUCGUUCCAAGCAAAGGCACGUUCAACAUCUCUUCUCCUUCUCAGAUGGCAUCUCCAGUGUCGACCGGCGGUCUUGAUGCUGCUCCGCGCAUCGUUUCGGGCCCCGUUGAUGCCAUCACUGGCCCGAGCGCCUCAGCCGCUAGGAUCCGCUCCGACAAUCUCAAGCUGAUGGGUCUCAGCGAGCGUGCCGACCAUUCGGGUGUUGCGACGCCCAUUGGAACGGGUGGUACUUCUAUUCAUCUGCCUAUCAAUGACGACACCUCAGGUGCAGUUUCGCCCGUCUCGAGUGGUUCUCAGAGUCAAUCUCGCUCAGCCCUCAACAAGGUUCUGAGCGGUGCGAUGACUGGAACCUCUUUCCAGCCCGUCCAAGGCGCCGGUGCUAGCGGACUUGCUUCUGCUCGUGGGGUUGAUGCCUCCAACGCCGAUACCACGGGGACGCCGCCUCAGUUUAUCUUCCCCAAGCUCGGCUCGCGGCGCAACACUGAGCGCCUCGGUAGCAGUGGCGGACGCAAGCAGGGGGAAGGUGGCAGCGGCACUGCCUCACCGUCCGACAAUGACGGCGGCAAGAAGAAAAAGGACAAGGAGCACUCAGGUCACCACAACCCCCUCACCGAUCUGCGCAAAUUCCUGCAAAACCACAUUGGACACCACAAUAUCGACUCACGAAGCGACAGCAGCCGCUCUGGUAUUGCGACGCCCAAGCGACACGGCAAAGAUUCGCCACCGCUCGGCGAGGACCACGCGCACUUGGCCAAAAAGUACGGCAAAUGGGGCAAGGUCCUCGGCUCUGGUGCUGGAGGUACAGUGCGUUUGAUCAAGCGGUCAAAGGACCAUACCGUCUUCGCCGUCAAGGAGUUCCGUCAGCGCAGAGCAGGCGAGAACGAAAAGGAGUACAUCAAAAAAGUCACGGCUGAAUUUUGUAUCGGCAGUACGCUGCAUCACAUCAACAUCAUCGAGACGAUCGACAUCAUCUCGGAUCAUGGCCACUACUACGAAGUCAUGGAGUAUGCUCCUUACGACCUUUUCAGUGUCGUCAUGAGCGGCAAGAUGUGUCGCCAAGAGAUCUACUGCGUCUUCCGCCAGAUCUGCGAUGGUGUCGACUAUCUCCACUCGAUGGGUUUGGCGCACCGCGACUUGAAGCUCGACAACUGCGUCAUGACUACAGGUAACGUCGUCAAACUCAUCGAUUUUGGUACCGCCACCGUCUUCCACUCGCCAGGCAAGACCAAGGUGGUGGCCACUGGUGUUGUGGGCUCAGAUCCGUACCUAGCGCCCGAAGUGCUAUCGCAGCAGACGUAUGACCCCAGGCUGACCGACGUAUGGAGCUGCGCCAUCAUCUUUCUUUGCAUGAUUCUGCGUCGUUUCCCGUGGAAGCUGCCGGACAUGAAGUCGGACCCAAGCUUCCGACUAUUCGUCAACUCGCACCCCGAGCUGUGCAAGGCUCCUCCCUCCGAGCCUGCCAAGAGCCAACCCAACAGCGAAGGUGCAAGCAGACAGAGCAGCACGCCUGCGUCUAGUGUUAUGGCAAGCCGUGUCACUUCGAGCGAGCACGUUUCGGCGCUGCGCAAAAACCUGGGCAUGUCGACCAUUGACCCAGUAGUGAGCAGUUCAGAUGACAAUGGAGCUACGCCACAGAUUCGAUCGGCACAAGAGGCUGGCUACAUGACGCCCCACUCGAUCCACUCGAACCCGCACUCGCCUUCGCUGAGCGAUGCUUUUGAUGCAAACAGGAUACUUGGAGGUGGUGACGGCAACGAAGCGAUCGCAAGUCCCAGUGCCAUGUCUCCUGUUGUCUCAUCGCCCACUUCUACGUUCGCUGACGGCAGCGCAGCUGGCGAGGGUGGCAAUGAGAUAGCCUUUGAUGACGUUCGCCCCCACGCGCAUCGCAGCGACAGCGUCUCCUCGGCGUCUUCGCAGACCACCUUCACCUCGGGUGCGGCGGACAGCAUCUUCCGUCUGCUCCCACGAGAGACGCGCUCCGCACUGUCGCGCAUGAUGGCCGUUGAGCCCUCGCUUCGCUGCACACUCGGAGACCUUCUGCGCGGUCGUCGAUUCAGCGAUACAGACAGCCCGCUCACUCGCACACCUGUCAUGUCAAGGAGUAACUCGACUGAUAUGCUCCGCUCGGCGAUCGAUGGCGCUCACGCACAAGCUCAUGUGCGCGAUGGGGCAACUUCUCCAACGAGUGCCACCUUUGACGGUAUCAGCCGAGACGCUCAUGCAGCAGGACUUGGCUCGAUCGGCUUGUCCGAAUUCGAGGACGACGACGACAAGGGUGACGAUUGGUUGAAAAACAUUCGUACCUGCGCACACAUCUUGAAGGACGGCAAGCCGGGCGAGCAGCCCGACCAUCCUCACGUUAAGGUGAUGAGCGAAGAAAGUAAGCGCAAACACUCGCUCUUCCACCGCAAAGAUUGA